UAUACUCACAAAACACAAGAACAUCUAUCUAAGGUUUAGCUUCAAAGCUCGCUGCAAGUACCAAAUUAAUAUAAAAAUAUCAGCCGUUAUGGCGGAUGAUUUUAUGACAGCCGCCGGAGUAUGCGGAGGCGGGAGCUGGUGGAAUCCGGCGAGAAGCAUGUUCGGAGCGUCGCCUUGCUCGGCGGCGUCGAUUAACGAGAUGGGAAACUUUGCAUGGGCUAAUAAUAACGACGAUCAUCAUCAUCAUCAUCAUAAUCAGUUGGUGAACAUGAAGGGACGAUCAAGCGAGGAAUCUUCCGAGGGAUCGUCGGUGGUGCUUCAAGAACUCCCCAAAUCUCAUCAUCAAACUCAUAACAUGUCCAUGGAUAAUUCAACUCUUCACAUGCUGGGUAUUGGCCUUUCUCCUUCAUCCACCGCCACAACUGAUUGGAACCAAGCUUUAGUAGUACAAACAAAUGAAAGGGCGAUGCUACAAGAAGACCGGAAUUCGAGGCUGAAUUACGGGCAAGAAAUUGGGGUGGAGUGUUCAGAUUCUUCGUUCAAACCCAUCGUCCCAAAAGAUUUUUCUAAUUCAACCCCAUCAGUUACUAACUUCUCUCCAUCAUAUAAUUAUCCUUCAAAUUUGCUGCAAACACUGCUUGACUCAGAUCCUCAACCCCAACAACAACAACCUCUGCUUAGUAACCAGCAGAUUAGUUAUGCACCGGCGCCGGCCAAUUUCCGGCCAAAUUUGAAUGACUUUUCACCUCCUUUGCUAAAACCCACUUUCCCUGCAUCCUUCUGGAAUCAAUCUCCGGCGUCGUUAAAUGACGGCCGCGCCGCCUUUCUACCUUCCACUCAGUCGCAGUUCCUCCCUUCAGUAUUCAGUGACAAAUCUAAACCCAGUAGAAAGUCUAGUAACGUUGAAGGAGCGCGACAGUCUAGCGCCAUGGCUAAGAAAGCGAGCAACGAGGAACCGGCAUUUAAGCGACCGCGAAUUGAAACGCCAUCACCAUUGCCAACUUUUAAGGUCCGCAAGGAGAAGCUGGGGGACCGAGUAACUGCGCUCCAGCAAUUGGUUUCGCCUUUUGGAAAGACUGAUACUGCCUCAGUUCUCCAUGAAGCUAUUGAGUACAUAAAGUUCCUCCAUGAUCAAGUCAAUGUGUUGAGUGCUCCAUAUUUGAAAAAUGGUUGUUCAGUCUCUCAACAUCAUCAACAGGAUCAAGAAGGGAGAAAAGCAGAGUUAAGAAGUCGAGGGCUAUGCCUGGUGCCUAUAUCAAGCACUUUUCCCGUGGCAACCGAGACGAGUUCCGAUUUCUGGACACCAACGUUCGGGGCAUCCUUCAGGUAGUGACUGCAGAUUAAUGGUGGCCGGAAUUAGUUGGCCAUGUUGUGUUGGAGAUGGAGAAACUUAAAGCAGUGAGCAUCCGACAGGAGACAGCUAAGUCUGGGCCAUGAAUGAAGUGAUGAUUAGGGUUAAAUCAGAGGAUAAUGUAGUAGAUCGAGUUGUUAUAAACAAUAAUAAUAAUCCGGUGAGAGACAGGAACAGGUGCUAAAUUUAGCUGAUAAUACAAGGUUUUAAUUAGGUUAUUUAAUUUUGAAAAGUGGUUCAGUACUGAUUAACAAAUGUUAUGGUGGGAUAUGAUAUGUUGGUUGAGCUGAAUUUAGCAGAUUAAGUAAGGGGUUCUGUUCCUGUUUCUGUAUUAAUAUUAAUUGUUGUGUGGGUUUCAUUAAUUGUUGCAAUUAAGGGCAGCUACCUUUUCUUUACUUAUGCAAAAGGCAAAAAGACAAAGGAAUUAAUGUAUGUUCGUUGAUGUUGAGCUAA
Messenger RNA from Ipomoea triloba (trilobed morning glory), 1804 nucleotides. RefSeq names its product transcription factor bHLH112-like. Lineage: Eukaryota; Viridiplantae; Streptophyta; Magnoliopsida; Solanales; Convolvulaceae. Gene Ontology annotation, molecular function: RNA polymerase II cis-regulatory region sequence-specific DNA binding; DNA-binding transcription factor activity, RNA polymerase II-specific; protein dimerization activity. The coding region runs from base 89 to 1330 and encodes 413 amino acids. Gene Ontology annotation, cellular component: nucleus. The transcript is spliced from 7 exons. The record is from RefSeq and is a predicted model, not a curated record. Gene Ontology annotation, biological process: regulation of transcription by RNA polymerase II.